AGCGAUAAGAGCACAAGCGAACCGGUUUGCUUACUCUCACCGCUUGCUAUUAGCGUUGUAAGACAGGCGGCGUAUCAUGCUCCUGUGUACAAAGCUGUUGAUGACAGGUCUCACGAGGGCUCUACAGCUCGCGACCCUGAUUGAAAUAAGCGCUGAGGAAAUGCAGUCCCUGGCAUUAUGCAGUGCAAGGUCGCAAGGCUCACUGCCGCUGCGGGGGAGAUGGCACCAUUCCCUUUCAUUAAAGGUGCAGCUCAGUGCGUAGUAGUAGUGCUAGAGAUUAUCGAUCAAGCGGCCAAGAACAAGGACGAUCUACAGGAGUUAGCAGAGAGUAUUGUGAAUACGUUGGUCGCAGUGAGGGACACUGUUAUCGAACACGGACCAACUAGCUCCUUGCGUUUUCAAAACAUCUGUCUGGAAUUUCAGACGUAUAUGAGUGACUUAUUGUCGCAGUUAAAUAGCGAUCGUAGGUCUUGCGCUGGGAUUCGGCGACUAUUGAAGCCCAAGAAAAUUGCUGAUGAAAUUGGUACCUACCGACAACGAGUAGAUGCAGUGAAGGAAGAGUUUCUGAUACGCGUAGCUACCAGCACACGACUGGGUCUCUCAGACGUCCAAGAUCAGGUUGAUACUGGUAUCAUGGCUGUAACCCGUGCUAUAGAAGAGUCACAGAAGUACGUCACAGCUGCCAUUAACAACCGAUCGGACAUCGUGCACGAGGAGAUACAUACCUGGGGAGUUUCACAAAGCGAGAAAGUGGACAGGCUUUUCGCCGCAGUCCAGGCUUCGAAGGAGCAGCAUAAUUAUAAGGGAGUUGUCCGAGAGAUCCUUUGGGGCGACAUCAAUCUCAAGGAAUGUACCGAAAUAUCGAAAGGUCAAUCUGUUCAGGAUUUUGAUUUUGAUGAAUAUGAUGCCAGCAUUGAAAACCACGACUAUCCCAAGAUUGUUCGUGUCUAUCGAGUCCAAGCCGGUCAGGAAGAACGAUUGAUGCGAAGAUUCUACGGAGACGUGGACCGAAGACUUUAUCUGAGACACCCUAAUUUUGUACAGCUUUUCGGGGUAUGCACAACACCGAGCUGUCCGGCUCUCAUCUUUCAUGGUAGCACCGCUAAGCGACAACGAGUAUUUGACUAUUAUUGCGACUUGUCGACUGCGAAAGAGUCCCUUCUAUUUAGUAUUCAAAUUGUAAGCAUAGGCGUUAGACGAAGUAAUAAAGCUGUAUUGAAUGGUUUUAAAGUCAGUAGCGGAUUAUCUAGGCCGACAGGAAUGGGUCCAAAAAAUGGAUAAGACAUUCGCCGAAGAAUAUGAGGAUGUUUUCCUCAACGAAGAACAUCGGGUUAUCUUUACGGAUUUCACUUUUGGCGCAUACUUGGCAUGGUCUCUUUGCUUGCGUCUAUAUCCAAAGUGUCCUGUUGUGCUCAUGCGUGACGACGAUGAUCCCGACCGGUGGGUCCUGGACUGUCAGCAUCUCCCACCCCGAUUGAGGUCCUUGCUUGCACGCCCUGCGAAUUUGCACAAGCAGCAUCUCUGGGAGAUAUACGAAUGCCUCUAUUGGUUCUUGGGACACAGUAUGCAGUUUGAAGUGCGCUAUCCCAGGCCUUG
Desarmillaria tabescens is the source of this 1596-nucleotide messenger RNA. RefSeq lists its product as uncharacterized. The coding region runs from base 178 to 1281 and encodes 367 amino acids. The record is from RefSeq and is a predicted model, not a curated record. The transcript has 11 exons. NCBI's taxonomy places the organism in Eukaryota, Fungi, Basidiomycota, Agaricomycetes, Agaricales, Physalacriaceae.